Molecule: messenger RNA, 2574 nt
Organism: Fomitopsis serialis
Lineage: Eukaryota; Fungi; Basidiomycota; Agaricomycetes; Polyporales; Fomitopsidaceae
Product: para-aminobenzoic acid synthetase
Exons: 2
Coding region: 129-2435 (768 amino acids)
Biological process (GO): L-tryptophan biosynthetic process
Source: RefSeq, a predicted model, not a curated record
GCGUUCCCGGUGGGGUCGUCGCCGCGAGUCUGCUCGGUUUUCACUGGAACGCAACGCUCAUGACUGACCUCUUGUUUAUCUGCAUCAUCUAAUUUAUUGCUCCUAUACACUCUCCUUCGCUUUUCAUCAUGACGAUCACCACGCCGGCUGCCGGUUCUCGCAUCCUAUUCAUCGACUCAUACGAUUCCUUCACAUACAAUCUCGCGGCCCUAUGCAGAAAAUCAAUACCUGGUUGUAGCGUGCAUAUUCUCAAGAACGACAACCUCUCCAUCGGCGAACUCUGUCCCUAUCUUGACCACUUCUCUGCCCUAGUCGUCGGUCCUGGUCCUGGAUCCCCAGACAAGGAUAGCGACGUCGGUCUCGUGCGCGAUAUAUGGAGACUUGCGGAUGACCACCUCCUUCCCGUGUUUGGUGUCUGUUUGGGUCUGCAGAGUUUUGCAAUGGAGUUCGGGGCCAAAUUGCAUAGACUAAACGUCGUCAAGCAUGGCCAGGUAUCCACUAUCCAUCACAACGGAAUGGACAUCUUUGCAGGUGUUGGUGAUGUCGCUGCAGUGCGCUACCACUCUCUGCACGUCUCCGUGGACGGAUGUGAUGACAUCGAGGCCCUGGCGUGGGCCGACGACGGAGAGGAGAAUGGGAAGGUGGUUAUGGCUGCGAAGCAUCGGAGCAAGCCGUUCUGGGCUGUUCAGUACCACCCGGAAUCCGUGCGUACCGAACGCGGCGGCGAAGGCGUUCUCCGUAAUUUCUGGCAGCUAGCCAUGGCAUGGACAAGAAAGCAGCGUCGAGCAGUCCGACCUUGGAAUGCUGCAGCAGAACGUCUCAUGGGGUCACCUUGGCCAUCACCUCAGCCGCCUCGCAUGCUUUUACCUGGUUUGUCGACGACGGUGACCGCACGCACUGUCGAGGCACAUGGCAUAACGCCGACCGACGUAUGUGAGAGGCUAGGAGUGUGCAACGACUCUAUGGAUUUCGUACUCUUGGAUUCUGCGGCCCAGCCCGGCCGUUUCUCGAUCGUCGGAUGUCUGACCAAAUCUUCCACCAAGAUCACCCAUUACGUGGGCGAUGACCACGUCAAUCUAUGCGAGAGCGGUACUAUGCGGUCUGAAACACUCGGAGCUUCGACUAUCUGGGAUUGGCUCGCGGACUUCAUGCGCUCAAGGAGGGCCGAGGGUGGUGUGAGGGAUGUGCCCUUCUGGGGAGGUUUGAUUGGGUUCUUGAGUUACGAGCUCGGGACCGAGACUCUAACUCCUUGUACGCCUCAUGGAGUGGAGGAUGCUUCAGGGCGCAACCCCGAUGUCAACCUGGUUUUCAUCGAGCGGAGUAUCGUCAUCGACACCGUCUCAGGGAAGGUCUACAUCCAGACACUUCUACCGAACGACGAGGCUUGGCUGCAGGAGACGUCGGCGCUCGUCAAAGAUUGCCCUUCGCGCCCGGAGAGCAGGCGUACAUCCCCAGCGAAGCGCAGGAAGAAGAGCGCUUCGACUUCGCCGCCGGUUGUAGCUCUACCGGAUCGCGAGCAAUACAUCUCGCGCAUCCGCGAAGCCAAGGAAUACCUCUUCUCCGGUGACUCCUACGAGCUCUGCCUAACCGCCCCGACGCACAUCUCCGUACCGAAGGCUGUUCGCGGUGCUCCCGAGCAUAGCUCGUCAUGGGAGCUCUACAAGGUCCUGCGUACGCGGAACCCUGCCCCGCACUCGGCCUAUAUCCGUUUACACCCGUCAACGCUUUUGUCAUCCUCUCCGGAGCGCUUCCUCUCCUACUCCAGACCUCCGCAGUCGACAUGUCAGCUACGUCCCAUCAAAGGCACUGUACGCAAAGCGCCUGGUAUUACACGCGCAGUCGCGGAGGAGGCUUUGGCAGGCAGCGUCAAAGAGGUCGCCGAGAACCUGAUGAUCGUCGACCUCAUUAGGCACGAUCUCCACGGAGUCGUGGGCGAGGACGUGGAGGUGAAACAGUUCUGCAAGGUCGAGGAGUACAAGACCGUCUGGCAGCUCGUGAGCGUCGUCGAGGGAAAGCUUCCUAGUGGCGAGCACGGUCCCCGUGAGAUGGACCUCGGAUGGGAGGUGUUGCGCAGGAGCUUGCCGCCGGGUAGUAUGACCGGUGCUCCGAAGAAGCGCAGCGUGGAGAUCCUACGCACGCUGGAGGAUCAUCCUAGAGGCAUCUACUCCGGUGUGUUCGGAUACUGGGACGUCGGUGGUGGUGGUGAUUGGUCCGUGACCAUCCGUAGUUGCUUCAAACACGAUUCGAGCGCGACAUCUGCACACUCCGUGGCGUCUACAGAUUCCUCGACGCGGGCUGCUUCCGCUACCGAGCAGUGGACCCUCGGUGCGGGAGGCGCCAUCACGGCACUGUCAGACCCCGAAGCUGAGUGGGAGGAAAUGAUCGUGAAGGUCGAGAGCGUCAUUCGAGCUUUCGGUGAAGUGGAGUUUUCCUGAGCGGUAUUGUUACAUGCUAUUCAGCAGAUCCUAAUUCUUUCGGUCGGGUAUAUCGGGUUAAAGCGGGCCUCAUCGCCCGCUGCUUCAUUCAUCUGACUGGCAUUUCAACUCCAGUCACGACACUGCAUUGCUAUCCUUA